This is a messenger RNA of Meriones unguiculatus (Mongolian gerbil), 910 nucleotides long. RefSeq names its product transient receptor potential cation channel subfamily M member 8-like. Bases 5 to 910 code for a protein of 301 amino acids. Gene Ontology annotation, molecular function: ligand-gated calcium channel activity. Lineage: Eukaryota; Metazoa; Chordata; Mammalia; Rodentia; Muridae. The record is from RefSeq and is a predicted model, not a curated record. Gene Ontology annotation, biological process: calcium ion transmembrane transport. The transcript has 6 exons.
CAAGAUGUCCUUCGAGCGAGCCAGGCUCAGCAUGAGGAGCCGCAGAAACGGCAAUUUGGGCAGCACCCGGACCCUGUACUCCAGUGUGUCUCGGAGCAUAGACGUGUCCUACAGUGACAGUGAUUUGGUGAAUUUUAUUCAGGCAAAUUUUAAGAAACGGGAAUGUGUCUUCUUUACGAGAGACUCCAAGGCCAUGGAGAGUGUAUGCCAGUGUGGCUAUGCCCAGAGCCAGCACAUUGAAGGCACCCAGAUCAACCAAAAUGAGAAGUGGAACUACAAGAAACACACCAAGGAGUUGCCCACAGAUGCCUUUGGUGACAUCCAGUUUGAGACUCUGGGCAAGAAAGGCAAGUAUAUCCGUUUAUCCUGCGACACGGACUCCGAAACCCUCUAUGAACUGCUGACCCAGCAUUGGCACCUCAAAACACCCAACCUGGUCAUUUCAGUGACUGGUGGCGCCAAAAACUUCGCCUUGAAGCCACGCAUGCGCAAGAUCUUCAGCCGGCUGAUUUACAUUGCACAGUCUAAAGGUGCUUGGAUUCUUACUGGAGGCACUCAUUACGGUCUGAUGAAGUACAUAGGUGAGGUGGUGAGAGAUAACACCAUCAGCAGGAAUUCAGAAGAGAACAUCGUGGCCAUUGGCAUAGCAGCAUGGGGCAUGGUCUCCAACAGGGACACCCUCAUCAGGAACUGCAAUGAUGAGGGAUAUUUUUCAGCCCAAUACAUCAUGGAUGACUUCAAGAGAGACCCUCUGUACAUCCUGGACAACAAUCACACCCACCUCCUGCUUGUGGACAACGGAUGUCACGGACACCCCACAGUGGAAGCCAAGCUCAGGAAUCAGCUGGAAAAGUACAUCUCUGAGCGUACCAGUCAAGGUCAGCAGCGGGGACCCAAAGGCCAGCCAUGA